AUAAUUAAAUUUCGUUAGUUUUACCUUAAUUUCCUCUUACUAAUAGGAAUGAAUCCCAUUCAAUUUGGCUAAGAUCAAAUUUACAACUUAGUUUGAAUAAGUUGACUUGAAACUGAAACUCUAAUUUAGUAGUUUGGCUUGAGAUUGAUUCGUUUAUUCAUUUGGUGAUCCUAUUUAUCCCACCAAGCAUAACUACAUUCAUCAUUUGACACUUUUUUACACCAUCUACAACCCCUAACAACACUAUUUACUAAUUUGAUUGAGCUUAAAUUCGAACAGGCUAUUAUACUUUCAAUCCAAGCUCAAGCUAGCAUGGCUCUAUAAGCUCAAGUAGGUCUGGCUCUGCUUGGAUUGAAUUCACCCGUACAAACUAAUUGCAAGCAAGUUGUCUUUUGCAGUGAUGCUCAAAUGGAUGAGGCGGUAAAAAUGCCCUUUACUGAGGUGAAAAAGUUCCCUAUAAAUAGGCUUACCCCAAUGACUUCUUAUAAAGUAUUUUUCUUAACAAAGAGUGAGGAUAAUGAGGGACUUGACCAAACGGUGAAGCUAAAACUCCUCCAGCCCAACCAAUCGACAGUUGAAAUCACACCAAACCAAGGUGGUGACUUUAAAACUCCCUAUGAUGAUAUGUACGGGGACAUGGAAUUUUCUAUAACAGAUAGUAAUACUGACCAUCAGAUGAAUCGACUUGUCGACUACAAAAUCCUCAUUAAGCCAGUAAUGAGGGGUUGGAAGGAGCUUAGUGGGGAGAAUGAAUGGCAUGGUCUCUUGGAUCCUCUCAACCUUGACCUUAGCAUGUCUAUAACUGAUUACGGUAAAAGACUCGAUGCUAUUUAUGACUGCAUAGCUAAAAAUGAAAAUUGUAAAGAAAAAGAGUUUUUUUUUUAAAUUUGGCCCAGACGAAGGUAAAACAGUGAAAGGCCAAACAUAUGAAGUGCAAAAGUUUAUCAAUUCAUACCUCAAAUUUUCUCCCUCGGUAGUUCAAAGCAAAUGUGAUUGGAUUGGUUAUGUGGCUGUGGCUACAAGUGAAGGAGUGAGGUUUUUAGGAAGGAGAGACAUUUUGGUUUGUUGGAGAGGAACUGUCAAUAUCGAGGAGUGGAAAAAGAAUAUAAAUUUAUUGCCAAUCCAUGCUGAACUCAUAUAUCCGAAUGUCCGAAGAGCUAAGGUGCACAAAGGAUUUUACUCUAUUUACACAGAGUCAAACAAAAAACACAAUAAGAAAAGUGCUCGAGACCAGGUUGUUGAUGAAGUUAAGGAGUUGGUAAAUAAAUACAGAGACGAAGAAGUGAGUAUAACAAUAACAGGACACAGUUUAGGCGCAGCUCUUGCUACAUUGAACGCAGCUGAUAUAGUUUCUCAUGGAUAUAAUAAGGAAUUCUUAGUCACGACCUUCGUGUUUGGGAGUCCUAAGGUCGGAAACAAAGCCUUCAAAACUGAAUUUAAUAAACAUGAGAAGCUACGUCUCUUGCGCGUUGAAAAUGCCAACGACUUAAUCACUAAGUUGCCACCCAAAUACUACGCUAAAGUGGGAAAGGAGAUAAGAUUUAACCGAACUAGUGCAAGUUUGAUCGAGAAUGGCAAGUCCAUUGAUCAUAGUUUGAAGAAUUAUGUUGAAGAACUUCGUGCACUACCGUAUCGCCCGUUCGCCCCCUCUCCAGCUACCAUAAGAAAAAGAAAAUCUCAAUUGCCCUCCUCAACUCACCAAAAACAACAAAAAACGUCCACUGGAGGAAGUGUCUGGGUUUUGUAUUUUCUUCCACCAUCUACUUAGCAAAUUAAUAAUAAUAAAUAAAUAAAUAAAUUCCUCCCUCUGAGGAACCGUGUUUAGGA
Messenger RNA from Mangifera indica (mango), 1827 nucleotides. RefSeq names its product phospholipase A1-II 1-like. The transcript is spliced from 2 exons. The record is from RefSeq and is a predicted model, not a curated record. Gene Ontology annotation, molecular function: glycerophospholipid phospholipase A1 activity. NCBI's taxonomy places the organism in Eukaryota, Viridiplantae, Streptophyta, Magnoliopsida, Sapindales, Anacardiaceae. The coding region runs from base 851 to 1768 and encodes 305 amino acids. Gene Ontology annotation, biological process: lipid metabolic process.